This is a messenger RNA of Saccoglossus kowalevskii, 3156 nucleotides long. RefSeq lists its product as uncharacterized. Gene Ontology annotation, molecular function: ADP binding. Lineage: Eukaryota; Metazoa; Hemichordata; Enteropneusta; Harrimaniidae. The record is from RefSeq and is a predicted model, not a curated record.
AUGGAUAUUUCUCAUCAAUGUUACCUAAGUCCAUACUAUGCAGACGAGCUAAAAACGACUGCAUUUUGUGGAUACAUUGCAAUAAUGAAGGAAUCAUCUGAAUGUUUCAAUGAGUCUGGAUAUAUUGAAGGUGAUGUUGGUGAUAUAGCUGAUGGUAGGGAUAGUAAGAUGGCAACAGUACUAGAUGUUCGAAAUGAGUUAGAGAAAUGCUUUAAACCAGUAUUGACAGAGAUGAGUGAGUUUAAAGACACCGUUACAACAAUUGGAAAAAAUGUGUUACACAACAGGGAGUGUUUACAGGUCCUGGGAAAUGAAUUCAAACAGCAUGAUGGUAGAGUUGAUAAAAUAGAAAGAAAGGUUGAUGAUCAUGCAAAGCGCUUUUUCGAUGUUGCAAACAUCCAUUCGAAUCAACAUGAACAGCAGUGUAAAGUAAUGCAUGGAGAAAUGAAAAAUAUUGUUAUGGAGAUUUUUGAUGAAAGGCAGAAGAAAUUGGAUGCGGUCUUGGCCAAAAUGGAAGAUAAAUUAGAUGAUGUGAAAGAAGAAAUUCAACGCGAAGUAUCAGCAUGUAGGAAUAAAGUCGAUGACAACAUGAACAGUGUGAUGGAAAAAUGUUCCUGUCAACAGGAAUCUAUUCAGGCCUGCAGAGAAAUGUUACAAAUGAUUUCCAAUACACAAAACAGUCGGUUGGAUGAACAAAGCAUGGGCAGUAUUCCCGCCAAAUUAGAUGAUGUUGAUACAAGUGCCAAUAAAAAUAACACCAGGCUCUACAAAUUGGAAGAAAAUGUUGCACAACUGCAGCUGCAGUUAACUCAAAUGCAGUUGCAACAAGAUGAACAUCACAGAGAUUUAUUGAAAGUAUUAUUAAGCGCGCAACCAACAAGUCAAAACAACCAACGACAAAUUUCUACUCCAGGUGAUGCUACACUAAUUACCCGGAAUAACGGUAACCACACAUUGCACCACCUUGUAGGAGGGGCACCUCACGAAUCUGAAGAUCUGUUACCAGGCCAACUCAUUGAUGAAAACACAAAUGAAUCACGGGAUACUGAUCUUGUUUGUGACUCUCCACCAUUACAGCCAUUAUGUUUGUCACUAGUACAUGAAGAUCCCAUAGCACACCCAACAACUGAGGGCAAUACUAACAGAGCAAAAGUCUCAACUAUAAUGUUGUCUGCAGAAUGUUAUGGUCACCAUCUGGUGGUUCCAACAGGUGGGAUGUUCUAUCUUGCUGGAGAAUCCAAUGCGACCACUAGACAAGACUAUGAAGAACUGAAAUUAAAAUCACAUACCCGAAUGAAAAACUCUGUGCGCAUUGUACUAAAUACUAAUGUCAGACUUUCUUCAAGAAUAUUAAAUUUGCUACAUGAACACCAGGAAUGCAGGAACGAAAAGUACCAUCAACUAAGGACUAUCUUACACAGCACUGAACUGAAGAUAUUUUAUGGGUGUGUGAUUAUACAUGCUCAUCUUGGAACCAUAGAAGAUAGAAACACAUUACUGGAUGAUAUCAAAAAGGGUAAAACUGCAUCCAAGCUGAGAGACCUUCUUCUGACAGAUGAAGUUACUGGAGAUGUUAGAGAACGAGCUUUGGAUAUAGUGAUUGUUGAACAAGAUUUCGUGGAUGUCAUUAAGGAUAUAGUGCGACUACAAAUUGAUUACCCCAAUGGACGUGGCAUUGAUGAACUUAAAGAAUACUUUGAAAAACUGAGUGAGAAUGAACAAGAACAGUUGAAAAGUGAACUUGGAUGCAAGAUUGCUGAUGUACGUAAAGGCUGUAUACUGCUGGAUCUGGAAAUAGAAAAUGAAGAACAAGCACAGGAAUUAUUGAUGAAACUGAAAAGUGGAGAGUUAUUAAAAAUACUGAAGAAGAUUGCAGAGCCUGUGAUUGAUGAUACUGACAAACUAAAGGUGGAAUAUUUUGACGAAGAUUUUCAACAAGUUGUCACUGAAAUUAAAACAUUUUCACCUGAUUCCAAGGAGACAAAAUCAGCUCCAAAAAGCAUCAGUACUGCUGCUGCUGCUGGAUCUCAAGAUGUUUUGAUAACAGGGCUCAAUGUACCACUACCUGUUGAUCCAUUCGUUGGACAUGACAUUCUUCUGGGGAACAUCUAUAAAUCUUUCAAGAGAUGUCAUAAACAGGAUGAUGCUGGAAAAGUUACCAAAGAAAACAGUGUACAUGUCUUGACAGGGGCUGAUGGAUCUGGUAAAACUCAAAUAGCCAUCAACUAUGUUCACCGCUACCACAUGGAGUACCCUGCUGGUAGAUACUGGAUAAAUGCCUCAACUUUGACCUCAUUAGAUCGUGGAUUUCAAUAUAUAUUUAAACAUCUCGACUUGAAAUUAAAUUCUCCCACUGAAAAAAGUACUCACAUUGCCAUAGAGAUGAAAGAGAAAGUCUUGGAAUGGUUGGACUGCAAUCCUGGUUGGCUCAUUAUCUUAGAUGAUGUUACAGAUUAUGAACUCAUCAAGCACUACUUUCCCACAUUUCCAAUAAAAGGUCACAUUAUCAUAACAUCUAGGUCAUCUGAUUUCCAUGGAGACACUUCACAACAUUAUGAUGAAAUCUCAGUUCCCCGCUUGUCAAAUGCUGCAUCUCAGAAACUGAUGUUGUGUAGUCAAGGAGUCACUCCGGCUGAUGUGUUCAUCACAAUCAGAGAGAUGCAAGAAUAUGACAAAAAGAAUUACAAAUCUUUCUGUAGAAUUGUGGAUUCCUUACAAGGCCAGCCUCUAGCUUUAAGCAUAACUGGUUCCCUCAUCAAAUCAAAAAAACAAUCAUAUCUUGAAUAUGAAGAAAGUGAAGUGAGUGUAUUGGUUAGUCACAAACACCGGGAGGAAAACAAAACAACAAAAGUGUACAGAAAGUGUGACAACAUCAUUGAUAAUGGUACAGCAAAUGUUUCUAAAACCUUAAAAGAAGAGCCUGGCAGAAAAUUAACGUAUCCAUCCCCACUGAAGAGGCGUGGUCCUGUUUUAUGUGGCGAGAAACACAUAGGUUACACACCAGCCCAUCAAGCCACUAGGAAAAGAUGUGAAAAUGCACAAAAUAAUGGAAUGUUUCCUCAAAUUGUGUCACUUGAUUCAGAUGUAAUAGUUGAUGGCGACAUUGGCUCGAUUCCAACACAUUACAAACCCUUUCCUGAUGGUUUAUACAAGUAA